This is a messenger RNA of Symbiodinium sp. CCMP2592, 1947 nucleotides long. NCBI's taxonomy places the organism in Eukaryota, Dinophyceae, Suessiales, Symbiodiniaceae. The record is from the annotation of a GenBank genome assembly.
AUGGAGGCGGAGAGCGCAGCUUUUCCGAAUGCCUGGAAUGCCGGCGUUCGCGCAAAAGGCGAUGGCGAGAAAGGCAAGGGCCAGAAGGGAGGAGGGAAGGGAGGGAAGGGCGGGAAGGGCGGGAAGGGAGGGAAGGGAGGGAAGGGCAAGGGCAAGGCCGGAAAAGCUGGCAAGGGUCCACGGGAGUCGGAGGAGCUGCCCGAGGAACGCCGAGACAUUUUGAUGGGCGAGUUGGAGGCCUUGGCUGCAGGCACCGAGACCGGCGCCGUCCCUCGCGUGGGGGAUCGCGUCAUCCUGCAAGUCCUGGGCAAGGAUCGAGCAGAGCUGCAUGGUCGAACUGCGACAGUUCGAGGUGUCCUGCCUGGUGCCCUCGCUGCCUUCACGAUGCGACUCGAAGAGGGAAAGGACGGAACAGAAGGAAGGGAGGUGACGGCCUCUGCAGAGGACCUUCGUGUCGUAGAGGCUGCUCCUUUUGGUGCGCUGCCCGAGGGAUCCCUGACUUUCCCGAAGUCUUUGACGGGCUUAGAGCGGAAGUUCGUGCACGAAGCGGCGGAGGCUCUGGGCCUUGUCUCGCAGAGCUUCGGCCAAGGCCCAGAGCGCUACAUCACCGUCUUCCGCCCCGCCCAGGGAGCCCCUGCCACGGGCGUCGGCGAUCCGCAGCCCGCGCAGGAGCCAGCGGAGGACGCGGAGGACGCGGCGGAAGCGGAAGCAGCGGAAGUUUGGAUCUCGGGAGUGGUGCUGGAUGAAGGCAGCCAAAACUCGCUGAAGAGUGCUGUUGGAGUGCCCGACGACUGGCACGUCUUUGCCGAUCGUUGUGAGCUAUGCCGCGGGGCUUUGAGCGACCCGAAGCCACUUGCGGCAGCCAGGGACUUCAAGCGAUCCGUCACAGCAGAGGCCACCCUGCAGCUCCAACGGCUGCGCCCUGCUGCGUCAGCGGAGAUGCGCGUGGCGACACUGGCCCGAGGCGAGGAAGCCAUCGCCGUGGGCGUGCUGGGGCUGCCAACGUUGGAUCGGAAUCCGCAUGUGCUGGUCGCUGCUGCGCCCGGACUCGCCGCACGUGGCAGGGUCGCACGCGGCAGGGUGGAGAGGUGUCUGGGCGGCGUGCGCUGGGAGCCUUGGACGGGGGAAGCGCUCCUCCUCCGCGGCCAGCUGAAGCAGUGGCACAAGGCGGAGCUCUACGAAGAGGAGCGAGACCUGAGAGUCGGAGCCGUCGGGCUGCCACCCCCCAAGUGUGGCUCAGAAGCGAGUCUUCUGCAACGGGCCUCCAUUGCCAUUGCGGUGAAAACCAGAGCGGCACCACCGGCUGGCUUGCCGGGCACCUCCGAGGCAGCUGUUGUCUUCGGCGCUCAGGCGGCGGCACUCCCAGCGCUGUGGCGGGGACGCUCCGUCGUGGAACUCGGCUGCGGAACCGGCUAUGUGGGGCUGCUCCUGGCGCAGUUGGGCGCCCGGGUGACGCUCACGGACCUGCCGAAGUUCCAGGAAACCGCCGCCGCUUCCAUCCUGGCCACAGGACCCCACAUCCAGCCGCCAGGCAGGGCAAGCUUCUGCUGCCUCGACUGGUCAGAGUUAAACUCGGACUCCGCCCGAGCGCUGCUGCGCAGUGCCCACGUCCUCGUCGCCGCCGAGCCGGUCACCUGCCAGUGCUCGGAAAGGGACUUCCUGAGCCUCCUGGAGGCGGUACUGGGCGGAGGAUCACUCCUUUGUCCUCGGCUCGAAGGUUUCCUCGUGGCGCACAAGCAUCAGCAGAACUUCUGCAUCGGCGGUUACAGUGCGCCUUCGCGCGAAGCGGCCCCGGGCAUCGUUCUUUCGGACAGUUGCGACCGCUGCACCUUCCGCCGAAAGCUGCAAGAUGUAGGUGCUUCCAUCGGCGCCUUUGCCAUCGAACCCCCAAGGGAGUUUGCUCACCCCUUCGUCGAGUGCUGGGAGAUCCGUUUGCCGUGGAGAUGA